CCGCAUGGCCCUGCCGCCGGCCGCCCCGCGCUAGCGGCACCCGCACCCGGGAGGCGCCGGCCCGGCGGCGGGGCUGCCCGCGCCUCGGCCACGUCCGUCUGUCCAUCCGUCCGUCCGUCCAGCGCAGCGCCCGGCGCGCAGGAUCCCGCAGCGGGGUGCGGAGCGGCAGCGCUUGGCGAGGAUUAACCUGGCGCAGGUACGCGACAAGGCUCUUGAAUCUGUUCUACAAUGGAAAAACUGCUUUUGUUUCUGCUGUUCAUUGGCGUAGCGGUGCGAGCUCAGAUCUGCCCCAAGCGCUGCGUCUGUCAGAUCUUGUCUCCCAACCUCGCCACCCUGUGUGCCAAGAAAGGGCUCUUGUUUGUUCCUCCCAACAUUGACAGGAGGACCGUGGAGCUGCGGCUGGCAGACAACUUUGUUACAAACAUUAAAAGGAAAGACUUUGCCAACAUGACCAGCCUGGUGGACCUGACGCUGUCCCGGAAUACAAUCAGUUUUAUCACACCUCACGCGUUUGCCGACCUGCGCAAUUUGCGGGCUCUGCAUUUGAACAGCAACCGAUUGACUAAGAUCACUAAUGACAUGUUCAGUGGGCUCUCCAAUCUCCACCACUUGAUACUGAACAACAACCAGCUGACUUUAAUUUCUUCCACAGCUUUUGACGAUGUUUUAGCUCUCGAGGAAUUGGAUUUGUCUUACAACAAUCUGGAAACCAUCCCUUGGGAUGCCGUGGAGAAAAUGGUCAGUUUGCACACUCUCAGUCUUGACCACAACAUGAUUGACCAUAUUCCUAAGGGGACCUUCUCCCACCUGCACAAGAUGACCAGGCUGGACGUCACGUCCAACAAACUGCAGAAGCUGCCGCCUGACCCGCUCUUCCAGCGCGCUCAGGUGCUGGCAACCUCAGGAAUUAUCAGCCCCUCGACGUUCGCGCUGAGCUUUGGUGGGAACCCCUUGCAUUGCAACUGUGAGCUCUUGUGGCUGAGGCGCCUUUCCAGGGAGGACGACCUGGAGACCUGUGCCUCUCCCACGCUGCUGUCGGGCCGGUACUUCUGGUCCAUCCCCGAGGAGGAGUUCCUGUGCGAGCCGCCGCUCAUCACGCGGCACACGCACGAGCUGCGCGUGCUGGAGGGGCAGCGCGCUGCCCUGCGCUGCAAGGCCCGCGGCGACCCCGAGCCGGCCAUCCACUGGAUCUCGCCCGAGGGCAAGCUGAUCUCCAACGCCACCAGGUCCACGGUGUACGACAACGGCACGCUCGACAUCCUCAUCACCACGGUGAAGGACACGGGCUCCUUCACCUGCAUCGCCUCCAACCCCGCGGGGGAGGCCACGCAGACCGUGGACCUGCACAUCAUCAAACUGCCCCACCUGCUCAACAGCACAAACCACAUCCACGAGCCUGACCCGGGCUCCUCGGAUAUCUCCACAUCCACCAAGUCGGGCUCCAACGCCAGCAGUAGCAACGGGGAUACUAAAGUCAGCCAGGAUAAGAAGGUGGUUGUCGCAGAAGCGACGUCCUCCACAGCUCUGCUGAAAUUCAAUUUCCAGAGGAAUAUACCUGGGAUCCGUAUGUUCCAAAUCCAGUACAAUGGUACUUACGAUGACUCCCUUGUUUACAGAAUGAUACCUCCCACGAGCAAAACCUUUCUGGUCAACAACCUGGCCGCGGGGACGAUGUACGACCUGUGUGUGCUGGCCAUCUAUGACGACGGGAUCACCUCGCUGACGGCCACCAGGGUGGUGGGCUGCACGCAGUUCACCACCGAGCAGGAUUACGUGCGCUGCCACUUCAUGCAGUCCCAGUUCCUGGGCGGGACCAUGAUCAUCAUCAUCGGUGGGAUCAUUGUGGCGUCCGUGCUCGUGUUCAUCAUCAUCCUCAUGAUCCGCUACAAGGUGUGUAACAACAAUGGGCAGCAGAAGGCCACCAAGGUCAGCAACGUGUACUCGCAGACCAACGGGGCUCAGAUCCAGGGCUGCGGCGGGGCGCUGUCGCAGUCCAUGUCCAAGCAGGCUCUCGGGCACGAGGAGGGCGUCCAGUGCUGCAAGGCCGCGGCCGACGGCGCCGCGCAGUCGCCGGACGCCGGCUCCGGCCAGGACUCGGCCACCACUACCUCGGCUUUGCCUCCCGCCUGGACUUCCAGCUCUCCCCUGGCGCAGAAGCAGAAGCGCAAGUCGGCGCCCAAGGCCGGCAGCGAGGCGCAGGGCGAGGCGGGCGGCGGCGCCGAGCCCCAGAACUCCAACAGGAACAACUCCACGGCCCUGGCGCUGGCCGGGCGCGGCCCCGAGGCGGCCCCCACGUACAAAAGAGCACAAUCCAAGCCAAGUAAGUUCCUGACGCUGCCGGCCGAGGCCAGCCGCGCCAAGCGGCGGCGCUCGCUGGGCGGAGAGCUGCUGGAGCCCCGCGGCCCCGCCGGCCUGCGCUCCAAGCGCAGCAUGUCCAUGAACGGGAUGCUGCUCCAGGCAGACUGCGCCCAGGGCGGAACGGCACCUUUCUCCAGUUCUGAGUGGAUAUUGGAAAGCACUGUGUGACCUGCUUUUUUUUUCUUUUUUCUUUUUUUUUUUUUUUUUUUAAAGUUUUAUUUUAACUAAAACCACCAAACGUUGUGUGAAACUCCCUUUCCCAGGGAAUUGGAUUUGGAUGUCCACUGCUGUCUCGCUGAUUAAUGGCUUGUUCAUGCGGGGUUCUGUAUAAGCCACCCAGUGCACACGGGGGUUUAUUUAGUUUUCGUUUGGUUUUAUUUAAUAUCAAAACCGAAGGCAACAUUCAGAGAUUAAAAAAAAAAAAAAAAGGAAAAAAAGAUUAAGGGGCGAAAAAAAGCACGAAACAGCACCAGUGCCUUCCCUGCUCUAGGACUGGCUUCCUGGUUCUGCGGUAGCAGAAAACAAAAGAGAGAGUUUUCACAGAAAAAGCCUUUUAUAAAGGAAAUGCAAUUUCCUCCAAGCUAACAAAUAACCACUUCUGGAUCAAUCAGUAAAAUGAUAUUUUUUAAACCGGUCAGACUGUACAUUUCUUUUCCGUGACAAUGGUGUUGCCUUUGUUUUUAGGCAGAUGCUGUACAGGAGCAACAACGCUGUGUUGUUAUGUUGUGUAAAAUAAAAUAUUCACUCGGUACGCCAGCCAGCCUCGGGUUACUGCCCUGCCUGCCCGGGCUGGGCCUCGGUGCUGCUGCAGAGCUCCUGCCAUGGGGCACCAGGAGCACCAGGAGGCAGCAGGGCACGGGGCCAUUCCCCUGUGCUGGCUCUGGCUGGCUGGGGCUGGGCUGGGGAGCACUGGGAGCCUGCAGCGGCUCUCCCUGAGAGGCGCCUGAGCUGGGAUCCUUCCUGAGAGAUGCCUGAGCUGGGAUCCCACACUGGCUCUCCCCAAGAGGUGCCUGAGCCGGGAUCCCACAGCCUGAGCUGGGAGCCAACACUGGCUGUCCCCAAGAGGUGCCUGCCCCACGUCCCAGGGCACCCAGACCUGGUGCAGGCAGUGCCCUGACCUGCAGCCCUGGGCAGGGAGCGGGGCUGGGGCACCUUGGGGUGCUGGGCACAGCUGAGCAGGGCUGUGAGCAGGGACAGCAGGCGGGCAGGCAGGUGGGCAGGCAGGUGGGCAGGCAGGUGAGCAAGCAGUGGGCAGGUGGGCAAUCAGGUGGGCAGGCAGGUGGGCAGGUGGGCAAGCAGUGGGCAGACAGGUGGGUAGGCAGGUCACCAGGUAGGUGGGCAAUCAGGUGAGCAGGUGGGCAGGCAGGUGGCUAGAUGGGCAAACAGGUGAGCAGACAGAUGGGCAGGCAGGCAGGCAGGUGGGCAGGCAGGUGGACAAUCAGGUGGGCAGGUGGGCAGGCAGGUUGGCAGGCAGAUGGACAGGUAUCUGGCAGGUGGGCAGGCAUGUUGGCAGAUAGGCAAUCAGGUGAGUAGGCAGGUGUCUAGGCAGGUGGGCAGGCAGGUUGGCAGGCAGAUGGACAGGUAUCCGGCAGGUGGGCAGGCAGGUGAGCAGGCAGGGCUGCAGCCAGCAGGGUUGUGGCCAUUCAGCACCUCAGCUGGUUGGAUGAUGAUGGCCAUCUCCUGCUGUCCUAUGUCCUGGGCCACAUUUCCUCAGAACUUUAUGGUUUGGUCCAGUUCUCCUCAGUCCCUGAGUGCACUGAGGGCCUGGAAGAUGAUGGUCUCACCUUUGAGCUGCUCCUAAUUGCUGUGCCUGUGGGCUGGAGUGAUUCUGGGCCACUCUGCAGGGACAGAACCCACAGCAGCAGGGGACAGCAGGUGCAGAUUUCGUUGUGUGGAUGGCAGCUGCUCUGCUCUCUGUAAAGGGAAGCCUGCAGUUAAUAUUAAUUAAACUCAUAUGGUCAUCAUAUUCAAAUUAGAGACAGCUUAACUCUGAAUAUUUGAGCACUGUGCAUUCUCAGAUGCCAAAUAACAGGUUCAUGAUGGGCUUUGUAGCCAUAAAAGAGUGAGAACAGUUAAAUUUUAUACCCUGUGCUUGUUCUUGCAGCACAGCAACUCAGGCAGGUGCCUGAGGCCAGCCUGGCCCCAGCCAGCCCCAGGGCAGUUUGGGGGCACAUCUCAGAGUGGGGCACAGCCCCUGGCACCCAUCUGUGUCCCUGGGGCUCUGCAGUGAUGCUCCUGGCCACUGUGGGCUGCUCUGGGUGAUUUUAUUGCCUGUCACGGAAGAACAAACUCAAUGAGGGUGGUGUAAAGGACCUAAAAGGAAGAGGCUGCUUCUUUUUUAGGAACCCUUUUUGCUUCCCUCAGGAAAUGCAGAGACCAAAUAGGAAACAAAGCCUCAAAAUGAGCAAAGCAGCUUCCUGCUGGAAAAGUUUAAAAAAAUGCAAUAAAUCCUUCCUUGGGUUGCUCUGGCAGCCCAUGAGCGCUGCACGAACAGAAGGGAACUAUUAAAUAACAUGCUGUGGGGGACAGGGGUGCCUGUCCAGGGCCUGGCACUCUGAUGCCAAGGGCUUUGCCCAGUGUGGGUGAAAUGUGAAGGUCUGAGUCCCAGUGAGGGGCUGUGCUGGCAGAGGCAUCUUAUCCUCAUUCUGGGGUACAGGAGGGUGUCACAGGUUUGCUGUGGACUGGCUGGGUUUGAUCAUGCAUUUUAAAAACACCCAAUGAAAAUGCUUUUCUGUGUUGUCUAAAACUGGACCUAAAUUUGUGUGAUGUUUUGUCAAACUGCUAAAAUACUAAUGGUGUCUUGUGGUUUAAGGAGGUUUAUUUUUAUAUAUUUGUAAUUUUUCACUCAGAGGAAUAAUUUUCUAAGCACUGCAGCUGAUGUUCUGUCCAUGAUGCCUCUGUGUCAAGCAGUGUGCAGGGACCUCAUGGCCCUGUGUUUGGUUCCUUUCUGCUGGCAUGCAGGAAAGGGGAUCUGGGCAGCCAGGGGCUCCUCCCGUGCCAGCUUCUCUCCUGGCUGACAGGAUCAUUCAUCCCUUGGGAGUGCCCUGGGCAUGGAAUCAGCUGUUCCCACUGGAAUAACUGUGCAGAGGGACAUUGGGUUUAUUCAGGCUCAAUUCAAAGUGUGGGAAGCCUCAUGGAGGAGGGAAUUCUCUGUCCUUUCUGUUCUGCAAGAACCAUUGCCAACCGUGAGGCAGAGAGUGCUGAGAUGCCCCUGGGUCAGAAUAACUCCAGGUUAUUUCCCCCAGGCUGCAAUAACUGCUCAGCACAGGUGAUGGGAUGGGGAUGUGCUGUGACCCAGCAUCACCCCAGCCAUGGAGGGCUGGGCAGGGGCUGAGCCCAGGGUGCCCCCCUGCCCUGGGGCAUGGCCUGCCCAGCUGGGCUCUGUGUGCUGCUGCUCAGGUAUAGAUUAUCUGCAUUUUAGCCAUGACAGGGUCUCUGUUCACAGGCCCUGGUGAGGAGAAACUGCUGCAAGAAGUUCUGAGCUCUGUCUGCAGUGGCUGGAGCACAGUGUGUGCCCAGGGCCUCUCUGGAGGUGGGCUCUGCUGGGGCUGUGCUGGGCUGGGCUCUGGGAGUGCCCCAGACCAUCACCGGGUGCUCCUGGCUCUAGGGACCAGGACAGCCCUGCUGGCAUUGCUCUGGGAGUGCCCCAGACCAGCAGAGUGGCACGGAGCUGUGGUCCGUGGGCAGGCCUGGGCAGCUGUGUGUGCCCUCCAAGAGGGGCAGGAGGGCCCUUGUGCCAUGGCAGAGUGUGCCCACCCCAUGAUGGGCACCAGCACAGAGGGGGGCAUGCUGCUGCCUUGGGAGUGGCUUCAAACCAGGGAUAAAGGCUGCAGCUGGCACCAGGGUCACCUCUCUGCCCGUCAGCCAUAAGGGCAGAGCCUGAGCCACACUGGAGCUUUGGGGCACUGGAGCCUGAGCAGUGCCACUCACACGUGGGCACAGCUGGCAGCCCUGUGGUCACUGAGGAGCAUUCCCCUCCCUGCUCCUGGGGCUGCUGCCCCACAGGGGCACCAUCACUGCCCAAAAGCUGCUGCUGCCCCUCAGGGGCACCGUCACUGCCCAAAAGCUGCUGCUGCCCCUCAGGGGCACCGUCACUGCCCAAAAGCUGCUGCUGCCCCUUGGGGGCACCAUCACUGCCCAAAAGCUGCACCAGCAGCCAUCCCCACUUGCAUAGUGCCUUCUCCUGGCAGUGAUGCUAAUGUUGGUCAGAGUUCUGGUUUAACAGCACCAAACUGGCCAGUCUGUAGGGUCCUGCUCCCCAGUAACGUGGUUCUGCUGUUCCCCUUUGCAAAUGUGUCCCUGUGUGCCUGGCUGUGUGCUGGGUACUGGCGCACAGCCUGGGCUGCCCACUCAUGCUCUCCUGGAUUGCUGCGUCACCCCAGGUGGCUCCAGAGCUGCACUUUAGCAGAGUCUGGGUCAGGAAUGUGAGGGCUGAGCCCAGUGUGCUGGGCCUGGCUUGGUGCAGGCUGGUUUUGCUCCUGCAGUGUCAGGCUGCUGCUCUGGUGCUGUGUGCAAGCUGUGCCACCUCCUCUGCAGGGAAAUUCCCCUGGGAGAGAGGAAAUCCAGCCAGGCUGGAGCCCAGCCCCUCAAUGGGCACACAGGGACCCCACCUGGCCUGUGCUCAGUCUGUGCUGUGGGGGCUUGUUGUCUUAUGUAUCACAACAGUUACAUCAUCAUUAUAUGGUGUCUUAUACAUCAAGAGUUCUAUUACAUUAUGGUGCAAGGGUUCCAUACCCUCAGAGUCUCAUAUCUCCUCAAUGUUUGUCACAGGCAGCUCCUCUGAGCACUGACUGUUCCUGGUCCUUGCAGCAGCCAUCUGACUCCAAUUCCCACCAAUCCAGUCUUUUAUACCACUGUUCUUAUUGGCUAUGGGUGCUGCUUGUUAUCAUCCAACCUGCUCCCAAUCAUUAGUAGUAGGGUCCAGCUGCAGCUCGUUGGGGGAAAAGAUCACAUUCUGCAUUGUCCAUACUGUGUCCCCUACAGGGGCUGUGACCCAUAGCACCCACAGAGGAGAUAAGAUCACAUUCUACACUGCCCAUACUGUGUCCCCUACAGGGGCUGUGACCCACAGCACCCACAGAGGAGUUUGGGUGGUGCCUGGUUGGUGUUGGCACAUGGCAGUGGCACACCUGCCAUCCCCCAGGUAAGUGGGGCUGUGCUGGGUGCCAGGAGGUGGCACAGCUGUCCCACGGGCUGUCCCUGUGCCCUGAGCAGGACAGUGACACGUGGCACACCCUGGUUGCAGUGACCUCAGGAAGGUGGUGCUGUGUCCGUACCCCCUUUGCUCUGCCCUGGUGUCCCCAGCUCUGUGUGACCCCCUGGCAGUGUGCAGAGCUGGGGUCCCUGCCCUGGGCAAAGGCUUGGCCUGUGCAAGGGCAGCAGCAAAUCUAGAAAGUGGAGAACUCUCUGGUUCUGGAACAAUGAGCUUUGCUGGUUCUGCUGGGGGUUCUGGGUGUUAUCUUGUGGGAUUUUCCCUGAAACAGCAGCAGCAGUGCUGUGCUGCACCCCCUGAUGGUGACACAACUUGUGGCAGAGGUGUGGGUGGGGACAUUGGGUGCUGUUAGCCCUGUCUUCUGUCAGUCCAGUCUCCUGCUAUCCCAGUCCCCUGUUAUCCCUGUCUCCUGUUAGCCCUGUCUCCUCUUAUCCCAGCCUUCUGUUAUCCCAGUCUCAACCCAGUCCCCUGUUAUCCCAGUCCGGUUAGCCCAGUCCCCUGUUAUCCCAGUCCCGUUAGCCCAGUCCCCUGUUAUCCCAGUCUCCUGUUAUCCCAGUCUCCUGUUAUCCCUGUCUCAGCCCUGUCCCCUGCCAUGCUGUGCUGCCCAGCCCCUGCAGGGCACAUGGCACCAAGUCAGGGGGUGCCAGGGCUGAGGGCAGGGUUUGCUGCUGCUUCCUGCCCAGAAUGGCUCUGUGGCAGCUCCUGGUGGGUGCUGUGCCCAUGCUGGCCCCAGGGCAGCUCCUGGUGGGUGCUGUGCCCAUGCUGGCCCCUGGCAGCUCCUGCUGAGGUCCCACAUCAGUGUCACCUGGGCCAUGGCAGGGCAGGUGCUGCUCGCCGUGCCCUCACUGUGUGUGUUGUGUCUCUGUGUGCAGAGGCCAGGGCACCAUGCAGGGUGCUGCUGCUCACCAUACCCUCACUGUGUGUGUUCUCUCUGUGCAGAAGCCGGGGCCCCUCUGCAGGACAGCAGCCCCAGUGCCCUCCCUGAACACGCUGCCACAGACGCUGCUCCUCGGCAGAAGUCGCUCCGGUUCAGCCUCUCCCAGGACUGACCUCUGGCUCUCCCUCCGGAACCUUUACUUGAAGCUGCAGCCCAGGCCCCCCAGGCCGGCUGCCUCGAGGAACUGUCUUCCCCUCACAGGAUUCCCAUCUGCCACUCCAAGUCUAAAAUUCCUGUUUUUUCUGGUGUCCAGGUUUUUUAUAACUGAAAAUGACGACGAAGAAUCUGGUGGCAGCAGCUGGUCCCAGUCAUGUUUCAUGUCACCAGUGGUGAGCUCACGAGCUGUAAACAUGGUAGCUUCAAUCACCUGAACAAAUAAAUGUUUUACUACAACGGCA
Messenger RNA from Zonotrichia leucophrys gambelii, 8905 nucleotides. RefSeq names its product leucine rich repeat and fibronectin type III domain containing 5 (gene LRFN5). Gene Ontology annotation, molecular function: protein binding. Gene Ontology annotation, biological process: synaptic membrane adhesion; regulation of presynapse assembly. The transcript is spliced from 3 exons. NCBI's taxonomy places the organism in Eukaryota, Metazoa, Chordata, Aves, Passeriformes, Passerellidae. Bases 229 to 2526 code for a protein of 765 amino acids. The record is from RefSeq and is a predicted model, not a curated record. Gene Ontology annotation, cellular component: GABA-ergic synapse; glutamatergic synapse; cell surface.